Messenger RNA from Arvicola amphibius (Eurasian water vole), 2234 nucleotides. RefSeq names its product CD36 molecule (gene Cd36). Lineage: Eukaryota; Metazoa; Chordata; Mammalia; Rodentia; Cricetidae. The record is from RefSeq and is a predicted model, not a curated record. The transcript is spliced from 17 exons. Gene Ontology annotation, molecular function: low-density lipoprotein particle receptor activity; low-density lipoprotein particle binding; scavenger receptor activity. Bases 669 to 2087 code for a protein of 472 amino acids. Gene Ontology annotation, biological process: amyloid-beta clearance by cellular catabolic process; receptor-mediated endocytosis; long-chain fatty acid import into cell. Gene Ontology annotation, cellular component: cytoplasm; caveola; cell surface.
CUAUAUGCAAGCAGCAGUAAUUUGACCAGGCACUUAGGGCAAAGAGGACCGGAGUUAUCCGUGUAACACUGUAACCUUGCUACUGCAUUUUGACAGCUCUUCUUGUGGCCUUGUACUCUAUCCUCGGACUUCUAACUGAAAGAAGAACAUAUCCGUCCUUGCUUCUGGUGACCGACAAUAAUAAGCAGAGGUCACAGCGCUCUCUCUGCUGCCGACUUUCCUGGCAUGGUGCAAGUCAACAGGUCAUCUCUGUGAACUAUUUGAGAGUUCCUCCCAAACUUCCCUCCCACUCCCUUGACAGUCUACAUGGUUUGACGUCUGUACAUGGUGAACAGUUCACAAUGAAGUUCCAAGAGCUGAUAUAGUUGCCACCUUGGUCAAGCCAUCAAAAGUUUCAAAAGAAUGUGUGUUGGUCAUGUUUGUUUCUUCCUGACAUCUUAUAACUCAUUUUUACUCAUUUUGAAGCCUUCUUUUCUACACCAGUUUUUGGUAGCUUACAAAUGAUCUGAAGUUUGAUUCUUUCUGAGCCCCACCAGCCUAUUUCUUGCAAAUAGCUAUUGCUGUUUGUUCAUGAAUAAGAAUCAGGACACGCAGAAAACACAGUAAUCAUACCUGGUCCUUGGUGAGGAACAAGUGCUCCACAGCGAUUCUUCACCUGCACGAGGAAAAUGGGCUGCAAUCGGAACUGUGGGCUCAUCACCGGAGCUGUCAUUGGUGCAGUCCUGGCUGUGUUUGGGGGCAUUCUCAUGCCAGUAGGAGACAUGCUCAUUGAGAAGACCAUCAAAAAGGAAGUUGUCCUUGAAGACGGAACAAUUGCUUACAAAAACUGGGUUAAAACAGGCACCACUGUUUACAGACAGUUUUGGAUCUUUGAUGUGCAAAAUCCAGAUGAUGUGGCGACGAACAGUGACAAAAUCAAAGUGAAACAGAGAGGUCCUUACACAUACAGAGUUCGUUACCUAGCCAAGGAGAACAUAACUCAGGAUUCUGAGGACAACACUGUCUCUUUUGUACAGCCCAACGGAGCCAUCUUUGAACCUUCGCUGUCUGUUGGAACUGAGAACGACACCUUCACAGUUCUCAAUCUGGCUGUGGCAGCUGCGCCACAUAUAUACACAAACUCAUUUGUUCAAGUUGUGCUCAACUCACUUAUCAAAAAGUCCAAGUCUUCCAUGUUCCAAAAUAGAACCUUGAAAGAACUGCUGUGGGGCUACAAGGAUCCAUUUCUGAGUUUGGUUCCAUAUCCUAUUUCUACCACAGUUGGUGUGUUUUAUCCUUACAAUGAUACUGUAGAUGGAGUGUACAAAGUUUUCAAUGGAAAGGAUAACAUAAGCAAAGUUGCCAUAAUUGAUUCUUACAAAGGAAAAAGGAAUUUGUCCUAUUGGCCAAGUUAUUGCGACAUGAUUAAUGGCACAGAUGCAGCCUCUUUCCCACCUUUUGUUGAGAAGUCUCGGGUGCUGCGGUUUUUCUCCUCUGACAUUUGCAGGUCCAUCUACGCCGUGUUUGGGUCUGACGUUAACCUUAAAGGAAUCCCCGUGUACAGAUUUGUCCUCCCAGCCAAGGCCUUUGCGUCACCGCUCCAGAAUCCAGACAACCACUGUUUCUGCACGGAAACCGUCGUCUCCAACAACUGUACAUCAUACGGUGUGCUAGACAUUGGCAAAUGCAAAGAAGGAAAACCUGUGUACAUUUCCCUCCCACAUUUCCUGCAUGCAAGUCCUGAUAUUUCAGAACCUAUCGAAGGCUUAAAUCCAAAUGAAGAAGAGCAUAGGACAUACUUGGAUGUGGAACCUAUAACUGGAUUCACUCUACAAUUUGCAAAACGACUGCAGGUCAACAUACUGGUCAAGCCAGCCAGAAAAAUCGAAGCAUUGAAGAAUCUGAAGAGAAAUUAUAUUGUACCUAUACUUUGGCUUAAUGAGACUGGAACUAUUGGCGAUGAGAAAGCAGAAAUGUUCAGAAGUCAAGUGACUGGGAAGAUAAAUCUUCUUGGGCUGGUUGAAAAGGCCUUGCUUGGGGUUGGAGCGGUGAUGUUUGUUGCUUUUAUGAUUUCAUACUGUGCUUGCAGAUCCAAGAAUGGAAAAUAAGUAGUAAACAAGCCUACAUUUAUUCACCGGAUACAUAAAGAUCUUUGAUAAAAUCAAUCUACAAAUGAAGACUUAAUAUAUACUUUUUUUUACAAAACACACCCAUCUUUAGCUUAAGAAAUGGUGAUGUGCUCUUCCUCUCUCUCU